AUUUUCUGGCGUCAGUUGAUUUGAAAACUUUUUUUUCCUCUGGAGUACCCCUUUAAUGCUGUGUAAAUCAAUGUAACUAAAUGAUUUAACAUAGCGUCAAAUACAUUUGCAGGAUCAAAUAGCAACAAUCACAGUGCAUGUGAAUGUACACCUAAAAGUAAAAGGGGACAGCACUUAAGCAUCACCAUGAAGGCAACAGACCUGGCUGGCAACAGGUCAGAAUCAGAAAAGAUGAUGAACUUUAUCAAAUCGGAACAGGAACCAGGGUAAAGAGAAGUCGUCCUACUAGAACUUGAACUUUGGGCGAUGGAUACUCACAAGAAGGAGAUGGAGUUCCUGAGUAACAGCAUAGCCGCAUAUGCACAUAUUAGAGAAAACCCGGAGUCAUUUGGACUUUACUUUGUUCUUGGUGUUUGUUUUGGGCUGAUUUUAACACUCUGUAUGCUGGUCAUACGCAUCUCUUGCAAACCACGGACUCCCAGUCUUCCCUCCAAACCUAAGAAACCUUCUCUAAAAGAGUCAUCUCUAAAAGAGCCCCUGUCUGUUACAGGAGAUGAGGAGGAUCCAGACAGUGACGACAAUGAGGACACUUUCAUUUUGACUCCUGUUACAGACACAUCGCUAGGAAGUCAGCCACCUAUGGAUGGUACAAUGACCAUUAAUGUGUUUACAUCGGCAGAAGAACUAGAGAGAGCCCAAAGAUUAGAGGAACGUGAGAGGAUAAUUCGAGAGAUAUGGAGAAAUGGACAGCCUGAUAUUCUGGGUACAGGAACUGGCACCAUAGGCCGUGUGCAUUACUAUUAGUAGGCAUGAGGAAAAACUUCAUAGAUUACAAGAUGGUGCUGUUCCUCAUGGCAACUAUCCUCCCAGGAUUUAAAGGACUCGGAUUGAUCUGAUAUCUCGCUGAUAGUAGCUGGUGCUCCAGAUCAUAUAACUAUAUUAUAGAGUGUUAGUAAGUGUGGCUGGAGAUCUGUACCAGCCAGAAUCCUGGCAGCGGUGCCAAUGUCAAUGCCCUUAAGUAAUUAAUCUGCUUUCAGGCUGGGGACCAAACCUAUGAUGAUUGACAUUUUAUUACUCCAGAACAAUGAAUCUAAAGCGGCACAACUACCUUUAGCGGUCAUAGAGGCAGGCGCUGGAGUCUCACUGAUCAAUGGGGCCAAUGUCCUUACCAGUCUGUGUAUGUAUUUCUCGAAAGACAUGGGCGGAGUCAAACCCAGAGAGCUAUAGUUAGUGACAAAUUAACGUAUAUUUGAAAUACGAAUCCUGUCUCUGAUGACUUUUCAAGAAAUGUCUAGAAGCUUAGAACUAGUGUAAGUUGUUACUACCAGAUGAGGGUGAAUCCACAAGUUUAUAGUACAAUCUAUACAUUCUUUAUUAUGGGAUCAGCAGCGUUUCUGUUAAAUUUCCAAACCAGGUGCAAUAUGUAGAUAAACUUACAGGUACGCAGCAUGUACUAUAAAGCGAAUGCUAUUAGCGAUUUAGCUAUUGACCCAUGUAUGUAAGAGCACACUAAAAUCUGUCCAUGGGGUUAUAAAGUGGACAGACAUUGUGAUGUCAUUUAUGACUCUGGGUGAGGUUGUUCUGCAUUGCAUUGCAAUUAACUGCAUACAUGCUGGAUUUGCAGGGAUGGAUGCUAACUACUCAGAUGAUGAGCAGAUGCGGAAUCCAUGUAUGUGAAUUCCCUGCUUAGCAGUCUACUGCAGUCCUCUUGUUGCUCAUGGGUUAAGAUGUCUGCAAUUUAUUACAGGACUUUGUGGCCUCUUGCUUUGAAAACAUCUGUUUUUCUUCUCGUUCCCCCACAGUGUGGGAACAUUGGUGCUUUAAGUUUCAUUCCUGAAUCUCCCCCGAGGUUAAGAGAACAUUCCACAUUAACAUUAAAAAUACUGCCGCAAGGGAAAAGACAGGAAGUGAUUUUUUUUUUUUACUUUAUUUUUAUGUAUCUUUUAUUUUGUACAAGUCACUACGGUAUUAGAUUUACAUAUGUAACAUUAGAUGAGUAUGUAUGGUAUUGGGACUGUGUGCAUUAGGUUUUUCUUCAAAUAUCCAUAUCAUAAAGCCAGGCUUGGAUUAAGCAAAGCCAUGGUGUACAACAUGGCCAAGACAUCUAUGAGUUAAGUUAUGUAAAGUCCCUAAAACAGGUUGGGGGAUCAUUGGAUUUGAGUAACCAUUAUAUAAAUAAUCUACAUAGGCAAACUAGCAGUCUGUCAAGGGUUAAUGAGCUUAAGUUCGAGAGCAUGCUGGGUCUGGGCUAUGUAAUGACUACUGUGUCACAUUUGUGCUCUGAAGAAGUCACUGUGCAAUAUUGUGGCCCAGUGUUUCUCUAAAAAGCUUUAUGCUAUCACUGGUCUUUGCAACCUGUUAAAAUGGGGAGGGCAUUAAAGGGCUAUUUCGGUAUCAGAAAAUGACAACGCUAGAUAAUAGAUCCAGCUUACCUAUACCGUGCAGGCACGGAUGGUGUAGAACGACACCAUCAUAAUAGAAGAAAAAGAAAGAUAUGAAGUCCAGUGCAGAAAGUUGUUUUAGAAACUUUGAUUUAUUCCAUGGAUGACAUACAUAAAUGACACGUUUCAGGUGUCUUGCACCCUUAGUCGUAUAACAUAUGCAAUAAGCUGAAGGACAAGCAUUAAGCUUUAUGCCAAGGUUUUAAAAAUGUUCCUAAUUUUGAAUGCUGAUGUCUGUUAUAAUUAAUUUUAGGUGUACCUGUGAAAGGUGAAACAUUGUGCGUUGGUGUAGUGCAUUUCUUCAUGUGCUGAGGAGAAGUAUUGUUUUGACUGUAUUUUGAAAUAGUGGAAAGAGUGGGGAAGAUUAACUAUUGCAAAUGUAUGAGAGUUCUGAAGUAACUUGUGACAUAAUGAUGACUUGCACCACAUUUAUUACAUAUUUUGGACACUUUAUAGACACUUUUGUGUUUUGCUCAGCAAAAAGGAGCAGCCUAGCAGAAAGGGGCAGAGCUUCAUUAAAUGGGGACGUGGCUUGUGUGCCACACUGUGUGCCAAAAAUGGUGCCAACAUUGUGUUGUAACAUUUUAGAUUAGAGUAAGCCUACUAAUAGUUGGUCUAAACUUAGAAUAGACAGUUCAUAGAUGUGCCUGGUUUAUCAAAUGGUAAGAGCUACUGUGAUGGAUCUGGCACAUUUCACAUUUGUCUGGACUAAGUUUGCACUGUCUAAGAAUUAGGCUGGGUUCACAUCACGUUUUGUCCCAUACGGGACCGCAUACUGCAGGGGCAGCUGAAAACUCGCACUCCCGUAUGCCUUCGUAUGCGGUCCCAUAUGUAAUUCAUUUCAAUGAGCUGACCGAAG
Messenger RNA from Hyla sarda, 3300 nucleotides. RefSeq names its product eva-1 homolog B (gene EVA1B). NCBI's taxonomy places the organism in Eukaryota, Metazoa, Chordata, Amphibia, Anura, Hylidae. The transcript has 4 exons. The record is from RefSeq and is a predicted model, not a curated record. The coding region runs from base 307 to 804 and encodes 165 amino acids.